GCGGGGGUCGCGCGUGCGCACUCGGCCUCCUCCUCCGCCGGCUGAGGGGAAGCGGCGGUCGGCGGCGGGCGCCAUCUUGGCGGAGCCGUAGCGGGAGCUGCGGGCGGCGGGGCUGGGCGCGGAGCCUGUCCUAGCGGCGCGGCCGUUAAGUUGAUUUUACAGAAUUUAUCAGGUCUUCCAAGCAGAAACAGGUGAUUUUUGCUGUGGGUUGAGCUCAGCAUGGCUGUAGUCAUCCGUUUGCAGGGGCUUCCUGUUGUUGCGGGUCCUGCAGAUAUUCGUCGUUUCUUCUUGGGAUUGAAUAUUCCCGAUGGAGGUGUGCAUAUUAUUGGAGGAGAAAUUGGGGAGGCUUUUAUUAUAUUUGCAACAGAUGAAGACGCACGGCGUGCCAUGAGCUGUUCGGGAGGGUUUAUCAAGGACUCCCGCGUAGAGCUCUUUCUCAGCAGCAAGGCGGAGAUGCAGAACACCAUAGAAAUGAGCCGGAAACGAUUUGACCGUGGGGGCCGAGAAACAAUGUCUGGGUCUAGACGAGCAGGUGCUGGUUCUGGUGCAUCGGGUGUCGGAGACAUCUCGCAUUUAGUCGCGGCUAUUACGAAAGGAAUAAAUAAAUCUGGUUACGGUCCGCCAAAUCACCCGGAGGCUGGGUUCCAUGCCAAUGGCACGAGACACGGUGAUGUAGGCAUGCCUAAAUCAAGCUACCAGUCGAGAAAGGAUUCCCACGCGUUUAACCCAGAUGAUCUGUACUUGUUCCUGCGUGGCAUUCCCUACUCUGCGACAGAAGAUGCGGUGCGGGCGUUCCUUUCCGGAAUCCGCGUGGACGGGGUGAUUCUGAUAAAGCACCGUAACGGUUUAAAUAACGGUGAUUGCUUGGUAAAAUUUGCCACGCCUGGCGAUGCCUUAGAGGGACUGAAACGUCACAGACAGUACAUGGGGCAGAGGUUCAUAGAAAUCAGUCCGACCACGGAGGAACGGUGGAUCGAGUACGGCGGGCGGGUAGACGUGCCGAAUGAGAUGGAUCACUUCUUCAAAGAACGCUCACCGAGAGGUUCGGGCUACAUGCACGCAAGGAAGCAUUCUCGUUCGAGAUCACCAAGGAGACAAAGAACGCGUUCUCGUUCUCCCCCCAGCCAGGAAUAUUACAUACACUUAAGGAAUCUUUCGACUAACGUGGAGAAGAGAGAUCUGAGAGAUUUUUUCCCUGAUCUGGAUAUAGGCAGCAAACAAAUAAAGCUUCUAACGGACAAGCAUCAGAGGAGGACUAGAGAUGCCUUUGUGAUGUUAAGGAGUGAGAGAGAUUAUCAGGCUGCUUUGGAGUGCCAUAGAAAGGUUCUUCUCAAUCGUCCCGUUUACAUUUUUCCAAUUGCAAGAAAGUCUAUGUUGAAAAUAAUUGAUUCUUACGAGAGGAGAAGAUCUCAGGAAAGAGAUCUUCCUGGCCAGGCCAUGACAGAAAAAAGUUACCGGGAAAGUCAUUCUGGCCCUAAGGUGUGUGCUUAUGUGAGGAAUUUUCCAUUUGAUGUGACAAAAGUCGAAGUGCAAAAGUUCUUUGAGAGAUUUGAUAUCGAUGAAGAUGACAUUUACUUGCUCUAUGACGACAAAGGAGCUGGGCUGGGAGAAGCCUUAGUGAAGUUUAAAUCUGAAGAACAAGCCAUGAAAGCGGAAAACUUAAAUCGUCGGAGGUUCUUGGGAACGGAGGUGUUGCUGAGACUGAUAUCUGAAGAGCAGAUGCAGAAGUUUGGUGUCACUGUUCCGUUCUCUGCCCCAAACGAGAUGCAGGGGCAUUCGCACGCGUAUGACAGAGGUGAGCUCUCCCGUCCGGUUGGUUCCCCACCUGGACCACCGCAAGGGCCACCCAUGCACUCGUUUGGUCCCCCUGGGAACUUCAGGCAUCCUUCAGAAUUUAGGCACCCCCCUGAGAACUUCAUGGGCCCUCCUAAGGAUUUUAGAGGCCCGCCACCCCUCGUGGAUUUUGGUGGUGACAGCGAACACUUUGGCAGAAUGGAGUUUGGGAAUAACAAAAUGGGAAACUUUCCAGAAGGCAGAUUUAUGCCGGACCCAAAUUUCGGUGGUGGUGGUGGUGGUGGUGGUGGUGGUGGUGGUUCUGACCGGGUUGUUCCUAUUCGAUUGAAAAAUUUACCUUUUAAAGCGACUCCCAAUGAGAUUCUGGAUUUUUUCUAUGGCUACAGAGUCAUACCGGAGUCGGUUUCCGUGCAGUAUAACGAACAAGGGUUGCCUUCGGGUGAUGCCAUUGUGGCGAUGACAAACUAUGAGGAAGCGAUGGCUGCUAUUAACGAAUUGAAUGAUAGGCCGAUUGGUCCCAGAAAAGUAAAGCUGAGCUUGCUGUAAAGGAGGAAGAGAUGCUCUAGAAUAAACCAUUCUAGAUUUGACAGUAUUGACAGUUGUUUUUAAGUUUUUAAUGGCUAGAAGUUGAAGAAGAAACGGUUUCCAUCAACGGUUAUAAAUAAUACCUAGUUUGGGUGUUUAGCUCUGGGUUGAAAUACCUUGAUGGUUAAGAUUUGAGAAAUGUAUUGUGCCUACUUCUCGUGGCAGAGAAGAGCCCUGAAAUUCCAGAGGACAUUGAUAUUUUACAGCAAGGUAUAAAAGCAUGAAUUUCUAAUGCUUUUUCUUUUCUUUUUCCUUUUUUUUUUUUCUUGUUUGCUUUAAUUCCCUGUCUCCUGACUUUGCAUCAAAUGAAAUUGUAAGUGCUGGUUGACCAACCACGCAAACGGUUCAGACAAAAACUUCAGUGCUAUCUGCAUUAGUCAGUAACCGUUCUUACUGAGGUUAGCUUAAUAAAAUUAAAAAAGACUGAUUUUUAUUUUUUAUUUUUUCGUGUAAGCUGUUCAGGUUUUGUUCGGUUUCAUGUGUUUGCAGGCAUCCCUGUUAGAAGAAAAAAGAUCUGUUCACAUUAGCUGGCUUUGCUGGCUCUGCAACUUUUUUUAAAUAAAAAAGAAAUUGUUAUUAA
This is a messenger RNA of Anas platyrhynchos (mallard), 2959 nucleotides long. RefSeq names its product RNA binding motif protein 12B (gene RBM12B). Gene Ontology annotation, molecular function: RNA binding. The record is from RefSeq and is a predicted model, not a curated record. NCBI's taxonomy places the organism in Eukaryota, Metazoa, Chordata, Aves, Anseriformes, Anatidae.